Molecule: messenger RNA, 2065 nt
Organism: Carcharodon carcharias (great white shark)
Lineage: Eukaryota; Metazoa; Chordata; Chondrichthyes; Lamniformes; Lamnidae
Product: splicing regulator RBM11-like
Exons: 5
Coding region: 483-1268 (261 amino acids)
Biological process (GO): regulation of alternative mRNA splicing, via spliceosome
Cellular component (GO): nucleus
Molecular function (GO): single-stranded RNA binding
Source: RefSeq, a predicted model, not a curated record
CCUCUCCCUGCUGUCGCUGUGGAGUUCUCCAGGUACAGCGCUCCCUGUUGACUGGGAAUACCUCAAUCCACUGCUGGUGCGCUUGAUCCUCAUGAUGUCGCACCCCCUGCCGGCUGGGAGUACUCCGCGCCGCUCACUGUGAGCUGGUUCCUCCAGCUCCCGCGCCCUCUGCCGGCUGGGAGUACUCCGCCCCGCUCACUGUGAGCUGGUUCCUCCAGCUCCGGCGCCCUCUGCCGGCUGGGAGUACUCCGCCCCGCUCACUGUGAGCUGGUUCCUCCAGCUCCCGCGCCCUCUGCCGGCUGGGAGUACUCCGCCCCGCUCACUGUGAGCUGGUUCCUCCAGCUCCCGCGCCCCCUGUGGCUGGGAGGGUUCCUGGUUCUGGGCUCUGCAGCCGUCUCGGGGGCGCGGGGGGAAGGAUGGUAGCGCGGCCUCGAGCCCUGGAUUGAUGGUGAGCCGGAGUGAGAGAGAGGGGGCCCGGGGCCAUGAGUAAACAGGACGAGGCGGACAGGACGAUAUUUGUGGGGAACCUGGACAGCAGCACCCGGGAGGAGAUCCUGUUCGAGCUCUUCCUGCAGGCUGGACCAUUGACCAAGGUGCACAUAGCUAAAGACAAGGAUGGCAGACAGAAGACCUAUGGGUUCGUCUGCUUCAAGCACACAGAGUCCGUUCCAUAUGCCAUCACCUUGCUAAAUGGAAUCAGAUUAUAUGGUAGACCGCUGAAUCUGCAGUAUCGCUCUGGGAGCUCUCAUACAGUGGAUCUAAGCAUGACACACCCGGGAGUGGACAACACUCAAUGCCGAGCGACACAAGAUAGCAGGAACACUCCAUUCCAAGAUAGACCAAGUUCUUCGCUGUGUCUGACUCCACCAUACACCAUGAACAACAACUUCAGCCACCCUGACCCUUACUACUGGCAAGCUAUAAUGAACACUUACGCGCUGCAGCAGUACCACAUCAAUUCGCAGAUGGUUCAGCAGCAGCAGCAGUAUUACCAGGCAAUGGCACAGCAGGUGGGACUCACGGCUCAGGCGCCUCAUUUCAGUCCAAUGCCGGACUUUAUGGCCAGGCCCUAUGAGCCUGCCUGGGAUAAUUGGCAACAGAGGGACCCAAUCCAUGGAAACUGCUGCAGCAGCAGUGGUGGUGGCGGAGGGCAGGCGAAGGAGUCAGACAGCGACAGCGACAGCAGAAGCUGGGAGAAACUUCAGACCACCAGCAAGCAGCAGGAGCGCCAGUACAAAAAGCACAAAUCCAAAAAGAAGAAAUACUGAUGGGGGAGGGGGGUGGUGGGGGUGUGGAGGGGUGGUGGUGGAGGGAAGGGCUUUGAGUGAACCAAAUGUAGAGGUUCUAACAUUUUGCCCUCUGAGAAAGAUGUGUGAAAGACUUGAGAGAAAUCAAACCAGUUUACUAUACGCUUACAUUAAACAGGAAACAGAUACCCUGACAAAUUUUCAGGUGGCAAUUGGAUUGGAUGUUCAAAUCCACAUGUGUGAUCUAAAAUUAAGAAGGUGGAGGGUAUGGUUUUGAGAGUGUUGGCGUCACACAGGGACUAAUGUUGAUAGUGUGAUCACAGGGAAUUUAGUCAAGUAUUUAUUGAUGGAUGUUUAAAACAUUUCAUGCCCAUCCACCCGUUCAGUGAAAUAUAUUUAACGUCACUCCAAACUUGGGAUGCAUCUUGAGAGAAGCUCCAGAACUGAUUGCAAUUGGAGUAAAUUUCUGCUCACUUCUCUCGGGUGGUAGCACAAAUGGGAGCAAUUUGAGUUGAUGAGUUAAUAGUAGUGCAUUGAGCCACUUUAUACUUCAUUGGUUUCUGUGUAACUAAUAUGACUGAAUGAUAUGUAAUUAACUUGCACUUGGGGAAACUAUGGUAAACUACCCAACAGUUUUGCCAUCAGCAGGGAACUGCGUUUGAAGGUGGUGUGGGUUAAAUGGUUUGGCAGUGUUCUCGGCCUGUCUCUGAUUCACACUGCCUGCAACUGCGGAUUCUCGCUAUGAGUAUGAGAAUACCAAUAAGUUCAUUGUUGGCUAAUUCUUUGUCUCUUUAGCAAAUUAAAUGCUUUUGCACACA